Messenger RNA from Carassius gibelio (silver crucian carp), 3856 nucleotides. RefSeq names its product phytanoyl-CoA 2-hydroxylase interacting protein-like a (gene phyhipla). Lineage: Eukaryota; Metazoa; Chordata; Actinopteri; Cypriniformes; Cyprinidae. Gene Ontology annotation, molecular function: protein binding. The transcript has 5 exons. The coding region runs from base 468 to 1595 and encodes 375 amino acids. The record is from RefSeq and is a predicted model, not a curated record. Gene Ontology annotation, cellular component: cytoplasm.
UCAGUGAGGUGGCUGGUGGAAUAAAGGAGUCUUUCGCUCAGGAGCGGGAGCAGAGGUACGGGGAGAAUUAACUGUAGUGUAGACCGUAAUCUCGUUACAUAACCUUUUCGUCCGUUCAUACACGUUAAUCCGUUUCUCCUCAGAGCGAAAACACUUGUGGCGUUUGUCACAGCGAGGGACCUCAGAUACAUUUCAGCUUUUUUCAAAAUGAGGACAAACAUUCAUUUUAUUGAGCCACUAGAAUAAAUUAAUCUUCCUCAUAGUGUAAAUGCUUCUGUCCUUAAGUAUGUCCAGCAGUGUGGUGAUGACGAUCCGUUGACGCGGUAUCCAACAGAACGCCAGGGAAGAGAGAGAGAGAGAGAGAGAGAGAGAGGAAUCAAGGCGACAUAGCACAAGACUCACCUUGUUUGGGUUUCAAAGCCGAAGCAGAAUAAUAUUUUCAAAGAUAUCCAAGCGCCUCUGCAGACAUGGAGGGGGCGAGUUUGGCACACGGGGUCGCGAGCCCGUUAAGCCCGCGCGAGGGCAUGAUCAAGAACGUGAGCCUGGAGUCGCUCCAGCUGUGCGAGAGAGACGGUAAGGCUGAGGAUCCCGGAGUGGUAGGAAUGGAGUUACCCGUUGCUCGCAACAUUAAGAUCAGUAACAUCACCUGCGACUCCUUUAAGAUCUGCUGGGAUAUGGACCCUCACACCACAGAGAAGAUCACACAUUACUUCAUUGACCUUAACAAGAAGGCGAACAAGAACUCCAACAAAUUCAAACACAAGGAUGUGCCUACGAAGCUUGUUGCUAAGGCAGUCCCGUUGCCCAUGACAGUGCGAGGCCAUUGGUUCCUGAGUCCACGGACAGAAUACACAGUUGCUGUGCAAAUAGCAUCCAAACAGACGGAUGGAGACUACGCUGUAUCAGAAUGGAGUGACAUUGUUGAAUUUUGUACAGCAGAUUAUUCCUCGGUGCAUUUGACGCAGCUGUUGCAGAAGGCUGAAGUCAUCGCUGGCAGGAUGCUCAAGUUCUCUGUCUUUUACCGGAAUCAGCACGAGGAAUACUUCCAACACUGCAGAGAUGUUCUUGGCAGUCGAAUGAUGCCCUCGGUAAAGGAUAACAGCGGUAGUCACGGUUCACCUCUCAGCGGUAAACUGGAGGGGAUCUUCUUCAGCUGCAACACUGAGUUUAACACAGGUCAGCCGCCACAGGAUUCCCCAUAUGGCCGCUUCCGCUUCCAGAUUCCCGCAGAGAUUCUGUUCAACCCUGAUACGCGCCUCUACUUCGGGGACUUCUACUGCAUGUACACUGCCUAUCAUUAUGUCAUCCUCGUCCUGGCUCCCCGGGGCUCGCACGGAGACCUUUACUGCAGAGAUCGCCUUCCGGAGCUGGAUGUGACGAACAACCGCUUUCUGACACGUGUCUGCGGGGAGGAUGGGCGGGUGGUGUUUCAGCAUGCACAGGAUGUGAUUCUGGAGCUGAUUUAUACUGAGCCGGUGCCGCUGGCACAGGGGACUGUCUCUCAGAUCAGCGGCCACCAGUUGAUGAGCUUGUCAACUGUGAAUGCUAAGAAAGACCCCAGCUGCAAGACCUGCAACAUCAGCGUUGGGCGCUAACUUGGGUGAACAUUCACACACAGACCCAAUUGUGCAUAUGACAAGAAGACCUCCUGAACACCUUUGAAUGCUAUGUUACAAAACAAGAUACAGAUGCACUCCAAGACAAAAUGAGCCCAGAAUCCUUUCAGAUAUGCCCACGUAGCACUCAAAACCCUUUGGGGUGGACCUCACAGACCCCCAACUAAUGCUAAAAAAUUAUAUCUUUGUUCAAUGAACUAAGAAGUGUUAUAAAAAGGGCAAAAGAAAAAAAAAGAAUAAGAAAAAAAAAAUAAAGUUUUGAAUUGAGAAAAGAUUGAGAACAAAGAGUAAAGCUAAAUUUCCAAAACUUUUAAUCCCACUGUGAAAUUUUCAUGUGUUUUGGUGCUUUUUCUGAUUGUUAUUCAGACCCCAGCUCUAUUUAUCUCCAAACCAUUUGUGACUUUUUUUUUUUUAACACACAGUGACUUUCAGACAGGUAUGUCUUGCUCAGUUUCCGCUGAGGCUGUCAAGCUGCCCGUCUCUCUUAUGUUGGACUUGUGCUGCAUGAAGUCUGAUCCUUUAAGCAUCUACAUGCCACCUCAGCCUUUAAACCUUCUAUAGAGAUUUUCUUCAUUUACACAGAUAGAUCCUGUGGUCUGCGUGUCCACUGAGCCCCUAUUCACCCAUGCCAUCCCCCUCUGAGGACUUCUUCUGCAUGUAUACUGCCUAGCAUUACAUUAUCUUGAUGGAUGUUACAAAAAACAAAUGCUUUAAGAGUUUUAUGCCAACUGAUCCUUUAAGCACCUACAUGCCACCUCCGCCUUUUAAACCUUCUCCUUUAUCCUCAAUCUUUUCAUUUUCUACUCUGAUCGCAGUUCUCCUUUAACGUUUCUUACUCUUAAACAUGGUUAUUUUGAUGUUCUUGUUUUGUUUUUAGAGACUGUGUGAUGCAGUAUUGAUGGUGUAUGAUGAUUCCUGAUAGAACAUCAAGCAGUAAGUAGAAAUGAUUUGUAUACAACACAUCCUAAACAUAUCCACUGGACAUAUCCACAGCUAUGUCCAGGUUCUUGAGGAGUUUGCACUGUUCUAUCAGAGACUGAUGGUUUCGCUCUUGCACCCUCUGCUGGUGAAAAUUCAAAUUUCACAGAUGCAUGUCUAGAAUUUUGUGCUGUUCUCUAUCUGAACUUGUUACUUACUCCUUAAGAUCCAAAAAUAGAAGCCAAUCACAUCAGAUAUGGAUGCACACUAUUUAUUUUUUAUUUUUUUUGAGAACUUUUAGAGGUCAGUAUCCUAAAUACUAAAGUCAACAUGUAGCUUUUGCUCAAAAAAAGAAAAAGAAAAAAAGAAAAUAAUACUUUUUUUUUGUUCACUUUGAUAAAUUCCACACUGUAUGUACUCAUACUGUUCAAACGUCUGGAAGCAUACCAAUGCUCUGUUUUAUUAGAUUGACAAUUCUGCAGUAUUAUAAUACAGUAAUAUUAUGAAACAUUAUUACAUUAUUUUUAUCUGAAUAUAUUUUAAAAUGUAAUUUAUUCCUGUGAUGACAAAGUUGAAUUUCAGCAUCCAUUACUUCAGUUUUCAGUCUCACAUCAUCCUUCAGAAAUCAGAAGAAGCAUUUAUUAUUAUGGACAAUGUUGAAAACAGUUGUUGAAACAGUGAUGCCUUUUUUUAAAGGAUUUUCAGAUUUGUUUCCCCAGCAUUUAUUUGAAAUAGAAAUCUAUUUAAAAUAAUCCAUUUCAUUAUUGUAAUUUUUUAAGUAUUAAUUUAUUUUUCGAAAAAUCUAACUAACCCAAACUUUUGAACAGUAGUGGAAAAAAUGUAAAGCCCAGUCAGUGUGUUUUGUGUUUUCUAAGAGUUCUGAUUAUAUAUGAGUGUGUGUGUGAUUGUGUUUUUAUGCAUGUUUUGUCUGUAUAAGUAAGUGUGAGAGCUGUUUAGAUUCGAGUUUGGUGUGUCAGCUGGAAAUAUGACUGUUUGACUGAUAUAGCAGCACCUGUUCACUCAAUUCUAAAAUAGAGGAAGUCUGUCAUACCCCUGUGCACUUCAUUAGUGAAGAAGGGAUGAAAAAGGAACAAAAAAAAUAUUUACUCAUUCUGUACACAUUCAUGACUUUUAUUGCCUUACUCUAAUACGCUGUAGAAAAAUGUUAGUUCAUAUUUGGACUUAUGCACAGGACAGUAUCCCAAAUCAAGUUCUCGCUGUGUGAAUGUGCCUCAGAAUGACAGACAUGUUGAGUAAAUAUUGUUAUUCUUGUUGCCAUGUUUAUGAAUACCAAAUGUGACAUUAAAGACCAUUCAAAUUGA